This is a messenger RNA of Puccinia graminis f. sp. tritici CRL 75-36-700-3, 1741 nucleotides long. RefSeq lists its product as uncharacterized. The transcript is spliced from 4 exons. The record is from RefSeq and is a predicted model, not a curated record. Lineage: Eukaryota; Fungi; Basidiomycota; Pucciniomycetes; Pucciniales; Pucciniaceae. The coding region runs from base 578 to 1318 and encodes 246 amino acids.
CCUCCCUAUUGUUACAAUACGAUUCUGAGUUUUUGUGAUUCCUUGAAAGAUUGAAACUAUCUUAUAACAAACUGAAAACUCUUCGUAGAGUCAACUUUAAGCUCAUCGACAUCGACUGACGUACAAAGUGCCGAUAUUUGUCUGCGGAUAGCAUCCACGAUACCUGUUACAUAGUGGCACUGUAUCUCUCUAUUCUCUACAGCGACUUCGUCACAACAAAACAAGGAGUCUGGCCGUAUAUCCAGUGUGCACCGAUUUCUUCACUAGGAGCACACUCUUACCAUACAGCUUCACCACUUGAAGGUGCAUAAAACUCUGCCAUCCGUCCCAACAAUCAACGCGGUCCUCGCAUCCAGACAGCCAAAUUUCACUCGAACUUCGUUUGCUGAAUCAAGGAAACGCAGACCACGAACGACCACUAUCAACGCCACCGACACCAACAGAAAGAACCGGAACCUCCUUAUAAGCUCUCGGUCACUAUCUCAACCAACUACCUCGAGGCCCCUCCAAGAGCUCCAAUAGCUCGUCGACGCUCUUCCCCCCUCCAACAAAAAAGUAUAACCUUUCGGUCGGAGAAAUGCAGUCGUAUAACCAUCCGCGUGCCAUGUCAACACAUGGAGAUACGUACAACAACCGGCCCAUGUCUGCCGGCCCCACUUAUCGAAGUGAGAGUCGAAACUUUAAUCCGGGAGGCCGUUGUUACCCGGGCGACCAGCGAGGCCAACACUUUUUGCAACGCCGACCAUCCAACUAUCAACUUGGUCGUCAACUUUACGGAGACGACGAGGAGGACCUAGAGUACUGUCGACCAAGAGGCUCGACGAUCGGAGAUUUCGACCAAGACACCUUCGGUGGACAUCGACGCAGAGCUUCAUUCGGCGGAAACAUCGGCGGAAACAACAUGUACGGGAGUGCGUAUGGUCCUGGAAUGGGGAUGAUGAGCUCGAGCCCCCGGGAGCAGAUGCUGCGCGCCCAGAUGAUGAGAGGGGAUCUUUACGCCAUGGAUCCGAUGAUGGGUCGGAUGGGUCUUGGUGCUGGCUACGGCAGCAUGUACGGCGGAAUGGGCGGUUAUGGUGUCGGGCCUUCUAUGUAUGGUCCCGGCUCCGUUUACGGCGCCGGUAUGAUGACUCGACCACGUCCAAUGAUGGGGAUGGGGCCAGUAGGCAUGGGUGGAAUGGGCAUGGGCAUGGGCAUGGGAGGAAUGGGCAUGGGCAUGGGCAUGUAUGGACGUCCUUACCGAAUGAGUGGUCUCGUGGAAACUCCCUCUCCCCACUUGACCCGGGCAAAAAGUUGGAGUGCAUACGGACGCAUGUUUUAAAGAACCCCAAAGACUGUUUUCCCUGGCCUUCAACGGCACCAUGUAGCUCCUAAAAUCUUGCCCUCAUCUAUCUCUCAAGAAGCCCCCCCCCCCCACCCCAGCUAGUCUAUUUCACAUUUAGAACGAUCUUGAACAUAUCUUUUACGCUUGCAAGGCUUAGCGUUUGUGCAUUCACAGUUUUUUUUUCCCCUCAUAUCAAUCCAUUGCAUAGAACCAAGAAACAUCAACAUAUCAAAAAAGCUUACCAAUUUAGACCCAUACACAUGUGCAGUCUAGAUUCAAGUGCUGUCUUAUUCCAUGGUUUUUAAGAAAAAGAAUAAAUCAAAUUUAAAAAUCAAAUACAUAAUAAUCAUGCUAAACUUGCAGCUUGUGCUUGUUCUUUUGCCUAUCGUUCUUAUGAGUCGAAGAAUUUCAUUGCUUAUC